Molecule: messenger RNA, 3327 nt
Organism: Trichoplusia ni (cabbage looper)
Lineage: Eukaryota; Metazoa; Arthropoda; Insecta; Lepidoptera; Noctuidae
Product: toll-interacting protein B-like
Exons: 8
Coding region: 135-944 (269 amino acids)
Biological process (GO): ubiquitin-dependent protein catabolic process
Cellular component (GO): cytoplasm
Molecular function (GO): ubiquitin conjugating enzyme binding; ubiquitin binding
Source: RefSeq, a predicted model, not a curated record
UGACAUCUGUUUGUGAAGCUUAUUGUCAUCACACGUUAAUAUUUGUUUGCACUCUCUAUUGAUUAGAGACAGUAAAUUGGUAUCAAUCUUAUUCAUUUUAGGGCAGAAAAUAGUUUAAUUUGUCGAAAAUAAUCAUGACGUCGACCAUGCCAGACGACAGGAACGAGGAACGCCGCCGUAGGGUCCUCUUAGGCCCAUUGCCUGCAGGCUUCCUUCGUACUGACGUUGCAAAUGAUGAUGCUGACCAUCAAACAGCUGUGGCACUCCAGCAGCAAUAUUGUGGUGUCAAUGGCCCGCAACAUGGCUACCCAGCGGUGACACCUAGGCUCAGCAUCACGAUAGCACAGGCUAAGCUAUCUAAAAACUAUGGUAUAACCCGCAUGGAUCCGUACGUGCGCGUGCGCGUCGGCCACUGCAUAUACGAGACGCACACCGACCCCAGCGGCGGCCGGACGCCGAGGUGGAACAAGGUAGUGCAUUGCUUGCUGCCUGUCGGCGUGACCACCAUCUACUUGGAGAUCUUCGACGAGUGCUCGUUCACGAUGGACGAGCUCAUCGCCUGGGCCCACAUCACUGUACCCAGCUCAGUUUUCCAUGGCGAGACAGUUGAUAACUGGUUCACGCUGAACGGCAAGCAAGGCGAUGGCAAAGAAGGCGCCAUCAACUUAGUUCUCAGCUAUUCUGUGGGCCCGGCGUCCGUGGCAGCGUUCCCGCCGAUGCUGGUGGUCCCGAGCACGGGCGUGGGCUACGCGGCCAUGCCCAUGUACGCCGCGCCGCCGCAGCCGCUGCCGCCGCAACAACCGCCGCCCAUCACCGCUGAACAACUGCAACAGAUCGAGGAGAUGUUCCCGAGCAUGGACAAGGAAGUGAUCAGGUCUGUUUUGGAGGCAAACGGCCGCAACAAAGACGCCACAAUCAACUCCCUACUGCAGAUGUCAGAAUAGACGUAAAUAACGUCAUGUUACAAUGCAGUACGUGUCAUGAUAGUAAAGUAACACAUUUAGAAACUAAUAAAACCUCUUUGAUAGGACCCCGGUUAUAUUCAAUAUUUUGAAAAAAUAAGGAAUUCAAUCCUUGUGUCGCGGGGGGUUUUACAAACAUACAAAUCACAUGCACAAUGACACCCAAACUCAGAACAAGCAUUCGAGGAUCAGACAAAUGCUUGUCCUACGCGUGGAUCGUGGCGGCGACACGUCGUGCUCAGUAGGCAGCUAAAUUAAAGUCGUUUUUAGGAAGUAAACUUAAAAAUAUGACCGUUACUCUGAUUAGACACCUUUAUAGGGUCCAUAACUAAAAUAUUAACAUUUCAUCACCAAAAGUGGAUGUUUAAAUAAACUUUAUUUAUCAUGACACGUGCUACUGAAUAAACUAUGCGAAAUAUGUAAAACUAUACUAUGGACUCUAUUUAAAUAUAUACAUUAUACAGGCAAGUAUAAAAACAUGUUUUGUCGAAACCCGGUGGAUAUCGAAAAAUAUUGAGUUUGAAUUUUUUAUUUUUUUAUUUACGGGGUUUUUUCUGUAUAGAAAAUGUCACCCCGAUGAUUUAUACAAAUAUUUAGGAAAUUAACACUUUAUAUAAUUACUGGCCUGCCCGCAAUUGAAACAUACUCCUAAAAAUGUGAAACAAAAUGUGAUAGCUGUUGAAAAUUUUGUAGGUGAAAAAAUGGCACCCUUAUACUACAGUAUAAUUUUAACAGGCAAUGUUUUUAUAUUGCCGCUAAAUACAAAAUCAUUAAAUCAAGUAACGUUAAAUAUGUUUGACUAUUUUUUUACGAUUCUGUCAUACAUUUGAAGUUUUUCUGUUUUUUUCUUGGAGGAACUCGUUUUCAUGAAUACUUACAAGCCUUCAAGUCCGGGUUUCGUCGAAACAUGUUGUAUUGUGUAACUACUCCACACACAGGCCUUUAAUUUGCAUUGCACCAAGAUAUACAAAAAAAUGUUAACACUGUCUCGUUUUACUAAAUGCGAUUAGAAAAGGAUGAGGCAUAAUCUGUCCUUCUCUUAAAGUAUUUAGUAGAAAGAGAACUUCAUAAUGUCAUUACAUACUAAAUGAUUAUAUAUAAAAGUAUAUCGGCCUUACUUUUGCAGUAAAUAUUUAUACAUUCUAUAAUAUUGUAAUAUGACAAUAUGUUUGUUUUUUAUUUUGCUCAAAAUUCAAAUUUAUUGAAUAUAAACAUCAACCUUUUUUUGUUGAAUGUUUUAUAAAACUAUGUUCUAUCUUUUCUCUCCUUACGAAAGCCUUAAAGGAACGAAAGAGAUAGAAUGAUGUUUGACAUGAACGACUAGUAAACGUUUAGUUUCUUUAUGAUUAUUCUCAUAUUUAGUUCAUAGUAUCUAGAUGAAUUAUAAUUGUGAUUUAAUGUUAUACUAGAAUUUUUAUCAUGUUAUAUUUAAUAUUAAGUAAUCAUCACUCGGCACCACAAAAACUAGAAAAAAGCAAAUUUACACUCGGAGGAGAAUGGGUAUAUGUAUAAGUAUAAAUGAAAUUGAUUAUAACAUAUUGUUUUAUAGGCUAAAAAUCACGCUUUUUAUUUUAAUCAUAAACAAAUGGAUUGAAACAGCAUCUACUUAAAAUACUAUUUAAACUAAAACAAAAUCGCCUAAAAUUGAAAGAGUCUCUUCUACUUAAAUAGGAAGGAUAAAAUAACUUCUUAAGUGUCAUUUUUACGACUCAACUACUGCCCAUUCUCCUCAGUAGAAAUUAAAUGUUAAUUAAUAAGAAUAAAUAUCUUUUAAAAUUACACAUAUUAUAAUAUUCAAGCUCAUAUUUUUGCGACAUUUCUUUCCAAUUUGCCCCAAAUUGUACGGUAUAAGCAAAUCAAAUUUCCUUCAUAUUUGAUUUAAAUAUUCCCAUUUUUGCAAUUAAAUAUAAAUAAUAACAUAGAUAAACUUAAACCCCAGAUGGUAUAUGAUAUUUAACUAAAAUAAGAAAACAGCUUUAAACAAUCCAAAUCUCGUAUUUUUGUUUAGUAAAAUCAUUUAUCAACAAUCCCAAUAAAAACGGCGCCAGAUACAAUUGAUCGCGAUCCGCGAUUAAGAUCCUUGAUCCGCUAUCCUGGCUAAAAGAAUACCGAAAUGGACGAUUGUAUGACGUACGGGGCGCAUCUAUUAGCCUGUUAAUCAUAAAAAUGAAUGUAUUGUCGCGAAAAUAUGACAGAAGUUAUCAAAUAAGAGAAAAUAUUGCCUGGCCUGGAACAUGCGAAAGCUUAUAAAUUUUGUGCCAAAUUAUUUGCCAUCGACGCGACAUGCUUGAAUAUAUUAAUUAAAUAUAUUAUUGUUGUAUUUAUUUGUAAUUUUAUAAUGUAUAAAAAUAAAUUAUUAACUACU